AUGGUCAACCUGCAGAAGCGCGUGGAAGGGUGGCCUCAUGUGAGAGGGCGUUAUCUAAGCAGCUCCGAAGAGCGGCCAGCCUCACUCCAGCCUUUCGAGGGUACUCACCGUGCUGCUGAGGAGGUCUCAAAGAAGCGACUGGUGAUCAAGCCUCCCACCGCUGAGAGAGAAUACCUGGCAGCAGCCUGCGGCUCCAGGCUAUCGUCAAUAUGCUUGACGACCGGAGAAGUAGCCUCGACAUGGACCGCCAACGGCGAGACUGGUGAGACAUCCGGCAAGGAAAAGCUUGCGGACACGGGAGAGGAUGCCGACGGGCCACCAGCAAAGAAGCAGAAGACAGCAGCAUCAUCAGCCACGGGUGCUCCGAAUAUCAUCAAGCUCACCUCCUCGUCUGACGGCCGCCAUGCGGUCGCUGUGACGGACGACAAGAACGUGCGGGUCUUCGAAGUUCAUGACGAUGGGAAGCUUGUCGAGCUGACGCAACGAGCUAUGCCGAAGCGGCCAUGUGCCAUCCAAGUCCUGCCAGACAAUUCAACAAUCUUGUGUGGCGACAAGUUUGGCGACGUCUACGGUCUCCCUCUGCUCCCGGAACUGCAACCUGAAGCACAAGAACGAGCAACCAUAGAAUCGCCAGCUAUGACUCCCUCAAACGAAACAAAGGCUUCUUUCAAGCCAUCUGCCACCACCCAAACUGUCCACACCAAGCGCAACCUCAAGUCCUUGGAAUCCCAGAUGAAGCAGAAGAACCUUACCCCGAAGACCAAGCAGCCCCUCGCAUUCGAGCACAAGCUCUUACUCGGCCACGUCUCCAUGCUCACCGAUUUGACAUACGCAUCCUGUCAUGUUGACGGCAAGGAGAGAGGCUACAUCAUCACCGCAGAUCGAGACGAGCACAUCCGCCUUUCCAGAGCACCACCACAAUCGCAUAUCAUCGAAGGUUACUGUCUUGGCCAUACGCAGUUCGUGAGCAAGAUCCUCGCCAUUCCGUCGACUAACUUACUAGUGAGUGGUGGUGGCGACGAAUGGAUCGGGGUUUGGGACUGGCCGAGCUCUACACUACGAUGGAAGGUCGAGUCCUUUGGCGACAGCUUUCGACAGGCGCAAGGAGACAGCCUGGCACCCCCCAUCGCUGUCUCGGGCAUCUGGCUCGUGCCAGCUGAUCUGGACGGAAACGUUGAGGGCGUGGUUAUCGUGGCUUGUGAGAAGAUGUCGGUCCUUGCGUAUUGCCCUGUCUCUGAGCUUCGGGAUUGCGCGCCUGGUCGACAGCCACGGUGGAGCUUUGAACGAUUCGACCACACAAUUUUAGAGGUCGUUGCGACGGGUUCGAUGGUUGUGGUAUCCUUCGAUGCCCGAGCACAGGAUCAGCAGCGGCUGAAGGCAUACGAGCUCCGGAUAACGCGAGACGAGCAAAACGUGCAUUCCGUUACGAGCAGGGCAGCAAAACAUACGCAAGCUCUCUUAGACAAAGCGAACGGCACCACCUCCGAGACAGUGAGCGACAAGGCCCUCGACGAUAUGUUCUACGGCAUCGCAAAACUCUGUAAAAGGCCAAGGGACGAAGCAGCAGUUGAAGAAGCCGAAGAAGAAGCCGCAGACGCAGCAGACUGA
Molecule: messenger RNA, 1608 nt
Organism: Saxophila tyrrhenica
Lineage: Eukaryota; Fungi; Ascomycota; Dothideomycetes; Mycosphaerellales; Extremaceae
Gene: TRM82
Product: tRNA (guanine-N(7)-)-methyltransferase non-catalytic subunit trm82
Exons: 2
Coding region: 1-1608 (535 amino acids)
Biological process (GO): RNA (guanine-N7)-methylation; tRNA modification
Cellular component (GO): nucleus; tRNA methyltransferase complex; cytosol
Molecular function (GO): protein binding
Source: RefSeq, a predicted model, not a curated record